Molecule: messenger RNA, 2979 nt
Organism: Armigeres subalbatus
Lineage: Eukaryota; Metazoa; Arthropoda; Insecta; Diptera; Culicidae
Exons: 13
Coding region: 1-2370 (789 amino acids)
Source: RefSeq, a predicted model, not a curated record
AUGUGUGGCGUUGGCUGGCUGAUAAACAAGAACAAGUCUAAUAUACUGUUCUUCAGUCACAUGACAGAUCGUAGCAGCCAGCGCAUGCAAGAGACACAUUCGCAGUCAGUCAAUUCCGUCUUCAUCACGAGUGGACUGUCGCUUAAUCCAGUGCCCGCAGUCAACGGCAGUAAGCGCGACUUGGCAGAGCGCAACAGUGGCAGAAAUUCAACAGGGUGCAUCAUAAUGCAGUUCAAUCGGGACAAUGUUGUUACGAGGGGAAAGCAGGGACAGAAACGUAUUCACAAUACCGCCAAAGGAGAUGAUCAGUCCUUGGAGCGAGAGAAUGAUUCAUCGAGUUGGACACAAGUCGCGAUGGAUCCAGAAAAAAGCGAUGUCCCAGCUCAAUACUGCGAUCGCAGUGAAACAAUUUCUAGUUAUGUCUGUCCACCGGAAAAACAUAAUGAUAUUGAAGAUACUGCGUACACUGGUAAAAGGCAACGAAAAGAUAACACCGUUGUGAAUCCUGCAGAAGAUUUUAUCGAGGACAAACCUAUCUCAAGUUUGCUAAAUACUAAAAUCCAAGGAAAACCAGAACAGGAUCAUAGCGUUGUUUUAACUAAUAAUGCUAAGCAUGAAGUUCAACUUGAUCGUGGCAAUGUUCGAACAAGAAGUAACGAGGUAGCGAGUAUCCAUGAAGCGAGGAAGGAGUCACAAGAUCUCUCGCCUCGUGAAGACCCUGAAUCGUUGAGUAAGUUAAAUCCGGACGAACCUACUGAUCCUAUUGCAAAGGACUCUACUUUGAACCACAGCGCAGCAUCUGAAGAUUUUGACCUCCAAGUUCAAUUUAAUCGACACAAUUUUGCAACCAUGAAUAAAAUAAGUUCACCGAGGAAGCAAAUGGAAAUUUCGAAGAUUUCCAUGACUCACGAAACGCACAGAUCUAGAAAUGUUUCUCACAAUGAAGAGAAAAAUAAUGCUGAAGAAGUUACGUUUCCGAAUUGCAAAGCCACGACACCAAAACAUGAAUUUGCAAGUGAGUUCCAGUCCAACCGCGAUAAUUCGUCAACAAGAGGGAAACAGGGAACUAAAACGACAUCUCCCGAUGAUCAACUCGAAACGCAAUCGACUGAAUCAGCAAAUUCACACGAAACUCAACCGAAUAAUCUUGUAGAUGUUUCGACCAUUUACCCGGCAUCUAUUAGCAAAGGGCAAGAUUAUGCUCAGUUCAACCGACACAACGCUUCAACUGUGAGCAAAAUACGUAAACAAAAUGGAAACAACGAAAAGCAUAAUGAUUCUUCUGUGGAUAAAACAACUGGUUCAACGAUUGUUUCUCCAGGCAAUGUGCAAAAUGAAGACGAAACUGGUGAUGCUUCCAUUUCAAUACACACACAGAAGCAAAUCAGCACUGAUAUCAACGAAUUGGAUAUGGUGCAGAAAUCGGAUUGCGAGUCGGAAGCUCAUCUGGAGCAAGUUUCUUCUACCCGCAAUAUUACAGUAUCGGAUGAGUUUGACAAACAAGCUCAUUUGGAUCGCGAGAAUUCGUCAACCGUACAAAAACGCCAUCAACGAGCAGGGCACCACACGGCGAAGAUUGCAGAGCCCCAAAUCAUACAAACUCAACAACGACAAGAUGCCAUGAAGGUCAUACCAAACUCGUCAGGUGCUCAUGUACAACUGGCAGCGGGACCCUUGACUGAAAUAACUGGUAAUGCUUCCAUUUCAAUACACACACAGAAGCAAAUCAGCACUGAUAUCAACGAAUUGGCUAUGGUGCAGAGAUCGGAUUGCGAGUCGGAAGCUCAUCUGGAGCAAGUUUCUUCUACCCACAAUAUUACAGUAUCGGAUGAGUUUGACAAACAAGCUCAUUUUAAUCGCGAGAAUUCGUCAACCGUACAAAAACGCCAUCAACGAGCAGGGCACCACACGGCGAAGAUUGCAGAGCCCCAAGUCAUACAAACUCAACAACGACAAGAUGCCAUGACGGUCAUACCAAACUCGUCAGGUGCUCAUGUACAACUGGCACCAGAACCCUUGACUGAAAUCAGCAAUUCCUCAAACAGAAACAAACAGGUGCAACCUGAACAACGUACACGGAGAAGCGAUAUUAUAACCGCCGACUAUAAAAUUGGAAUGCAACAACCGACGGGUCAAUAUCGUUCCAACGAGGCUACCAGACCAACUUUCGGCAAGCUCCAUUACGGAAAUAGUUCAUCAAACGUUCAACAUAUAGGAACUCGCAGCGUUUCUUCAAGGUCUAGAUCUUCGCAGUACGUGGAGGAAUGUUUCGAUAGAGCGCUCGAAAAACCAAAGCCACAAUCCAUAUUGAAUAGGCUUUGGACUUCCGUAAAAAACUUCUGUAUAAAACUUAUAGAAUUAUUAAAUUAAAUUUUAACGGUCACCAUAGAGCCAUGUUUCCUGCUAGGCGGAACUUCGUAUGUCCAAUUUUGUGAAAAUAGUUCUUAUUAGCCGAUAUUUAGAUUUACAUCUGGAAUGUUCUCACAAUGGUAACCAUAACUCACGAACGAAAAUAAAAUACAGUGAAGCGUUUCAAGACCAUUUGUUAGACCUAUUGUGAUACAUAGUUGAAACAUGCAGAUCCCCAUACACACGGGUCAGGACGCGGCAACAGAGUGACACCAUAUCGAAUUGGGACAAUGAUGAGUUGUAUUUGCAUUAUAGCGAUGAUUCAAAGUUAAUAGGUGUGCAAUAAUUAGUUGUAAGUAGACCCAAAAAAGCCCAUUGAGUGUAGUUAUAUUUUGUACUAAAAAGAGUUAAGUGCUAAUCUUUUAUUGCUAGAGUAGUAGUGUAUGGACAGAAAUAAAUGUUUUUCAGGUCGAUUAAUUAUUAUGUAGAGUAAUUGUUGAGCAAUGGCACAAAAUAUGUUCCGAAUAAUCUACAUGUAGGUUUGUAAUCUAAUUUGGAUGAAUAAAUCUGCAAUAACAGCCCAACAUUAUUAUUACAAUUUUCGUGAACAGUUCAGAAAAUAUUUAAUUU